AUGAAGACAUCAAAUGUUCUUGUUCUCUUCUUAGUACUGCUUUAUAUCAAUGCCAGCACAGAAUGGCCUACGCACACUGUCUGCAAAGAGGACAACUUGGAAAUAUAUUACAAAAGCUGUGAUCCCCAGCAAGAUUUCUCUCUCAGCAUUGACCGUUGUUCUGAUAUUACAAGCAACACCUUUAACAUCAGAGCUGCAAUGAACCUAAGACACAGCAUCAAGGAACUAUAUGUCAAGCUUGAAAUGAUUGUAAAUGGGAAGACCGUCUUAACCCACUCAGAGACACUUUGCAAGCCGGGUCAUACUAAGCUUAUUUUCUGUGGAAUGAAGACAGGAGAACCCUUGUACUAUGAGGGACCAGUCACACUGGGAAUCAAAGAAAUCCCACAGGGAGAUUACACUAUUUCAGCAAAGCUGACUAAUGAAGAUCACGUCAUUGUCGCUUGUGCCGAUUUUACCGUGAAAAAUUAUUUAGAGUAUUAUUAGCAACAAACAAAUUUCAUGAAUGCUGCAGACUACCAAAACCAUUCAAAUCAAGUGGGUUGCUUGCAUGCUACAAUGAUUCUGAAGAAAAUAGUCCCCACAUGGUGGUUCUGAUGCUGUUUCUCUUUAUAAGUCACUAUUUUCAAGAAGUUACUAGAUUCUGU
This is a messenger RNA of Acanthisitta chloris (rifleman), 647 nucleotides long. RefSeq names its product lymphocyte antigen 86 (gene LY86). The transcript is spliced from 5 exons. The record is from RefSeq and is a predicted model, not a curated record. Gene Ontology annotation, biological process: positive regulation of lipopolysaccharide-mediated signaling pathway; innate immune response. NCBI's taxonomy places the organism in Eukaryota, Metazoa, Chordata, Aves, Passeriformes, Acanthisittidae. The coding region runs from base 1 to 486 and encodes 161 amino acids.